UGAAGCGCCUGUGAAGUCAUCACGCGAUUUGUUGCUGUUGUUGUUUAUUCAAUUCAAAGUUGGUUGAUCAUUUUUUGGUCGACACCUGGUAAUUGUCAGCUGUUACAUUUUCGAUCACUAUUUACCUCUCUUGUUUAUAAAUGAGCAUGGUAUCUUGCAAGCAAAAUGUUUGAAGGCCAACAAUACGAAUCCUAUGUGGUAACUGAUUGCACAAAGACAGAAGUUUUGUCCAUCAAGCAAGAAGAGGUUGAGCUGCUUGAAAAGGAUCUCUAUGGUUGCCAGUUUUGCCCAUCGUUGGUAUUUUCUACUUAUCAUCAACUUCAGCUACAUCUUGAGGAACACCUGGAAGCGAAACUCGCAAUUAAAAAGGAAUCUGGCGAAGUCAUCAAAGACAUAGAUGAGGAAUUUAUUUCCGAUGAAGACAUUUCUGAAACGGAACACAAUAAUGAAAGUCCUGACAAAGACCCAGACUAUUGUGUAACUGACGAAUUCUCUGAAUCUGACUGGCCUAAUGAAAGCGACUCGAAGAGCAGCGAAGGAUUAUCAAUAAAAAAUAGUGGGAACAAAUCCAGAAGCCUGACCAAAAGUAUACGUUCAUUAAAAAGGAAUACUUCGGAUUCUGAUUACGAAGACCUUUUCUGUCGGAUCUGUAACAAGAAAUUUACUCGCAAGCAAAGUGUUCGCGUUCAUCUCAGAAUUCACACAGGAGAGAGGCCAUUCAAAUGUGAAGAAUGUGGCGCGUCGUUCAAACAAAACGGAGACCUGAAGAUGCACUUGACCACUCACCUGGGACUGAAGCCGUACAUUUGUGAAGUGUGCAACGUUCCAUUCAGGAGACGAGGCGAUGUCAACCGUCACAUGCAAGUUCAUACUGGUUUAAGGCCAUUCAAAUGUGAGGCCUGUGAUAGAGAUUUUGUAAGAGCUAGCCACCUGAAGCUACACUGGGAAAACAAGCAUGAGGAAUUGCAACCCAAAAAAGAAAAGGACAAUGUAAAGCCCGUUGUACCGCGUGAACGCGUACAUUGCUCCAUAUGCACAAAAUCGUUUAAAAGCAAAAGGAAUUUAAAAGAGCAUCAAAAAAUUCACACUGGAGAUAAGCCGUACAAGUGUGACGUCUGCGGGAAAGCCUUCCUUCAUUCUGGUUCAUUUAAUAUCCACACGAGGAUUCACACUGGGGAGAGGCCUUAUCCAUGCAAAAUUUGUAAGAAAACGUUUAUUUGCAGCAGUGCUUUAGGGAAACACAUGCAGAAAUCCCACGCAGGUUCGGAAUAGUCUUGCCAAUCAAGAUGCAUCGUAGAUCAUAUUUAACCCGGAAGCGAAUAGGAUCCAUUGCCCGCUAAUAUUCUCAAAUACCUCCACUUUUAUAGUAGUCGGUAAUUUUCAAGUAUUCUUGAGAUUUCAUUAUGAAUAUCAGUAGGGUAGUUAGAUGAACAUAAUAAUCACGAUUAUGUUAAUCACAUGAUUAUCAUGUUGUUGAUCGUGUUUAUUUCAGUUCAAAGAUUAUAACCACAGAAAAGAGAUAAUUUCUUUUCUGUGUUAUAACUUGAUCAUAACUUUUUCAGAACAAUUCAUACUUCAGUUGUUUGUUUUCGAUUGGGUGAUCAUGGGGGAAUUUGUCAGUAAUUAUUUUCACUAUUGUCAACAUUUAACAACUUAUAAAAUAAACCAAGUUUUAUAGUUUUUGUAUUCCUUGAUUGUGGUAAAUAUUUUGUAGGUUGUUUAAGCAGUGAAUUUUAAACGUAAAAUAUAUCGAGCGAAUUUUCAUACUUUAGUUCUUGGAGUUGCUGUAUCUAACAAUUUAUUUCGAGCUGGAAUUCUAGACCAAACACUGUUUACACAAUCAUUUUAAUUUAUGUUCUUUUUCUGAUUUUUGGGUCAUUAAAAUGCAGAAUCAAGCAGAUUAUUUAUUCUUGUAGCAUUUUAAGUCCGCGACAUCAAGCAUAUUGUCUAAUGGCGCACGAGUAAAACUGUGAAAGACUCAUUUGGAAGAUGUAGGCAAAAUAUUUAUUUUGAAAGGCUUCAACGAGUUUAUUUUAAAAGGCUUCAAUGAAUGCGUUUCUUUUGGAAUGUAGACUCGUACAACUGCUGAGUAAACGAAUAAAUUGUACCUUGGUCGCCACAGUAGCUACAAUAAAAAAUUAUGUUCUAACCGAAGGAGACAGUCAAAGCUCGAAGCUCCACCAGACAACACGCUUUGAAGAAAUAUUUAGUUCUAUUUUGCCGUACUUUCAAGAUCUUAUACCCCUUCUUUAGAUCAACACUCCCAGCGCUAAAGUCGCUUUGAACUGCAUUCUGUUCUCAAAGCCUUCGAGCUGAUAUCAAAUUUUUCCGUUCUUUCAAAUUCUUAUAACUCGUCAGUCAUUCUACUAGCCGUUUUCCUUUAGUUGCCCCUUUCAGUUGGGCAUGGUAGCUACGUCAUCUGUGAAUAGUAGCCCCCAGAUCUCUUUAGCUUUUCUAUAGCAAAUGCCCACAUUGACACAGAACUCCUGCGAGUCUUCCACAAACCGCUUUUACCACUGUACUCAUUUUAUCUUCAGUGGCUAUCGCCAAAUUGUCAAUUGUUUUUGGCACACCUUUUCCUUAAGCACCAAUUCCCCACUUUUCUGGGUAUAUACCUUCUCGAAAUCAAAGAAUAUUUAAGAAUGAUUUUAUUUGCGUCAGGUCAAGAGGCCUUUCGUAUUUUAAAACCAUUCCUGGCUUUAAACUUUGUUUAUUUAUAACUAAAGAAAAGUAUGAUCAAGAUCCUGAAACAUAAUUUGCCCUUUCGCCAGACAAUCGGUAAAUUACUACUACUAAGACGUCACAAGCAGUUAAUACUGCACGACGCGUCUCACAAUGCCACGCCAGUUCUUUCUGUCCUUUGUCAGUUCAGAUAAUCUAUUCAAUGUUUGCGUUUCUUUUGAGAGAUCCAGUUUAAUUCCGAUGCUGGCCAGAUCUUGCCUUACUGUCUGCAUCUAGGUCGCCUUUGGUCUUCCUUGUGGCCGUUUUACUUUCCUGUGAUAUUCUUUAAGGGUUUUCCUUGCUGGUGCUUCUGGAUGCAAGCGCAUGAGAUGUCCUAGCCAUGUUAGUCUCCUUUCUCUUAUUAUUUCACUCCAUGGUUCACAUUUCGUUCUGGCAUAGAGCUCAUUGUUGGUGAUAUUUCUUUGCCAGUUAAUUCCUAGGAGAGGUCUUAGGUGUCUACGUCGGAAGGUGUCGAUGGUGUUUUCUAGCUUCUUCGUUAGUGUCCACAGUUCGCUAUUAUACAAAAAUACACUUGCUAUAUAGGCAUUAAAAGUUCUCAGUUUGAUCUUGAUGGAGUUUUUCUUGCUGCUGAAAAUGCUGUUGGGCGUUUUGCAAGCAUCAAUUGCUAGUAUCUUUCUUCUGUUGAUGUCUUUUUCUGUACCGAGAAGCUGGCUCCUACAUUUCCAGUCAAACUCGUAUUUAUUGUAUGUUAUACAUGUGUCAAAUAAUUUAAAAAAUUUUCUGUUCAAACUUGCUGUAUUGAAAUCAAAGGAACUACUUAAAGGCAGUCUGUCCCCUAUUGUGCUCAACUUUUUUUCAUGGGAGUGAAAUUCACGCACAGUUGAGCUUGAUGGAUAAUUAAACGAUUUAAACCAAUCAGAGACAACUUUGAUUCCAGAGCUUUUGAAGCAAAUGGCUGUGUUCCUGUUGAAUUGAAGCUGUGGCUAGAAAAAUGUGGUUCCAUUUUCGUUUGGUUUGUGCGACAGAUAUGUCAACAGCGAAAGGAAAUGCUUCCAUUAUCAUUCAAUUCUAGUAAUUAAAUCUUCUUGCCAUUUCCGAUCCCUUUUUGCUCGCAGUUUCAAAUGUGUAACGAUCAGGGUUCUUGUUAUGACGGUGAAUAGCCCGUUGAUAACCAGCUCGUUGAUGGAACGAUGGGCUAGGCCAAAGGGCCUAAGCCCCGAACAAGUAACGCACAAAAGAUACUCCUUCUUGAUCUUAACUCUAAUGAUUCAACAGAAAGACUAACUUAUAUCGUGAUCAACACAUACUAAUAACAUAAACGGAAGAACAUUUUUAAGUUUAAUAAAUAUAAAAUCCAAACCGUUACAAAUGUUCUCCGCUACCGCAGCUAGGCUAGUUAAAGCGAGGAGCGUAAUCUGUUAAGGCGAGAAGACUAAUUGCCAAUCAUAUCAGCCAAUCAUUGAGGGGACAGACUGCCGAUUUUCGCGCUACCAUGUUAUCAAAAGAAUAAAGAAGUCUAGAAAAAAGAAACAUAAAAGGCUAGGCCUAGAGCUAGUUUCAUAGAACGGUUGAUAGCUCUUUUGAAAAGGGCGUCUUCCAUCGUUCGUAAGGGCGUGGUUUCGACAAUUCUAUUUAGGGGCAAGCCCCGAGCCCCUAUCUCAACUUCCUUCGAAGGCUGCUCAGCCCCCUGACUUUUGAAUUAAUUCAACUGCUUUUCACAUUGAUUUACAACUAAGCACUGAUUUCAACCCUGCGCUUCCAUGCACUGAGUGCGCCACGGGGUAGAAGCCGGCACCGCGCAGCCAUUGGGCCAGCAGGGGCUAUAGCCCCCCCCCCUCACUUUUUUGCAAUGAUAGGUAGAAAAUUUUUGGAAGAUUUACUCUAAUGCAACUUUGGAUUGUUACUGCAGUGUUUUGGGGUCCCUAUACUGAACUAAAUUUGGGUCAAUUUUUAGCCUCACUUUUUGGGGUUUUCCUGAAGUGUUUAUUAUAACAACUAGCAGUAAAAUUUGCAGACACAGAUCCAUCUUUUUUUAUGUCCUCGAAUGCUGUAAAUUAAAUUCUUAAGAUGGGCAUUAAAAACAUCUUCACAAAAAUGACCACGAUCAGCUGGAAAAUGCUGAUUUUACUUGAGUUGUAGCCUGACUCGCACCUUUGUUGUUCUUUUCAGAGGUUUCAGAAGAUUCAUCAAAGACAGGGCUCAUUGUCUUCGGCCAUUUCUCCUUGCAGAAGGAGACUUGAGCUUGGAAGAUGUUGAUCUUUGCUUUUUCAAAAAACAGGGAAUUUUUCUUAUGGGUUUCGGUAAAAUUCGAUUUUAGAUAUCUGUGAUAUCCCCAUGAAUUAA
Rhopilema esculentum is the source of this 5025-nucleotide messenger RNA. RefSeq lists its product as uncharacterized. Gene Ontology annotation, biological process: regulation of transcription by RNA polymerase II. Gene Ontology annotation, molecular function: DNA-binding transcription factor activity, RNA polymerase II-specific. NCBI's taxonomy places the organism in Eukaryota, Metazoa, Cnidaria, Scyphozoa, Rhizostomeae, Rhizostomatidae. The record is from RefSeq and is a predicted model, not a curated record. Gene Ontology annotation, cellular component: nucleus.